This is a messenger RNA of Syngnathoides biaculeatus (alligator pipefish), 2906 nucleotides long. RefSeq names its product potassium channel, subfamily K, member 10b (gene kcnk10b). Lineage: Eukaryota; Metazoa; Chordata; Actinopteri; Syngnathiformes; Syngnathidae. Gene Ontology annotation, biological process: stabilization of membrane potential; potassium ion transmembrane transport. The record is from RefSeq and is a predicted model, not a curated record. The transcript is spliced from 7 exons. Gene Ontology annotation, cellular component: membrane. Gene Ontology annotation, molecular function: potassium ion leak channel activity. The coding region runs from base 479 to 2212 and encodes 577 amino acids.
UGCAAGUGUAUAUUUAAGGGUACUACUGUAUGUCUGUUUGGUCGUAAUGGACACUCGGGAAGGAAGCAUCCUUUUUUUGUGUGUUAUAACACCUUCGUUCUUCCCGUGGCGAGUGCGUAAAGUUGGGUGGGCACCCACAGGGCGUGCCACCCCCUAGUGUGUGUGCAUGUACAUGCUCAUGCGUGCAUCUUUGUGUGUGUGUGUGGAGUGAUUUGUGGUUUGCCCCUCGCUCGAAAACAAAAGUAUCUCACUUGGUCCAGACGAGGUGCGGGGGGGAAGGAGGGGACACUCGAACAACAGACAAUCGGUUUUGCUCGCUUGUCAUAAGGAGGCACGUCAAAGAAGACGCGCUGGAUUCUGAAGAUGGAGAAUUAUUAUUUUUCAUUUUUUUUAACCUUUCUGAAUCGGUUAAAUUUUUUUUGUUGUCUGCGGUUAUAAUGAAAUAUUUAAUUUAAUUUAAUUCAUAUUUUGGGAAAAGAUGAAAUUCCCAACAGAAAACCAGAGGAAACAAGUUAACUGGGACCCCGAACAAGUGGCGGUCCAGACUAACUUGGUCCCACCCAAGAAGGCUCAGCCCGGCAUGGUCAAGUCCAGCCUGGUCCAGGCCAGCGUGGCCACUAUGCAAAACCCGAUGGGCUGCGAUCCCAAAGCCAACGGUCACUGCGCCCUGCCCCGCCUGUCCAUCUCGUCACGCUCGGCCAGCGUGGUCGCCAGCAUGGACGCCAGCUGCGACGGCUCGCUGGCAGCCCUGCACUCGGUCAUGAAAUGGAAGACGGUGGUGCCCGUGUUCUUCAUGGUGGUCCUGUACCUGGUGUGCGGGGGUCUGGUGUUCAGGGCUCUGGAGCAACCGUUCGAGAGCGACCAGAAGACCAGCAUCACUCUGGAAAAGGCGUCGUUCCUCGAAAGACACCCUUGCGUUACCCCCGACGAGCUGGAGGCUCUCAUCAAGCACUCCAUCGACGCCGUGAGUGCCGGGGUGAGUCCCAUCGGAGACACCUCCUACAACUCCAGUUAUUGGGACCUGGGCAGCGCUUUCUUCUUCGCUGGAACAGUCAUCACCACCAUCGGUUACGGAAACAUCGCUCCCAGCACGGAGGGUGGCAAGAUCUUCUGCAUCCUUUAUGCUAUUUUCGGCAUCCCUCUUUUUGGGUUCUUGUUGGCCGGGAUUGGAGAUCAGUUGGGCACCAUCUUUGUGAAAAGUAUCUUGAGAGUGGAGAAGAUCUUCAGGCAAAAACACAAACAGAUCAGCCCGACAAAGAUCCGGGUCACGUCCACCAUCCUCUUUAUCUUCGCCGGGUGCAUCGUCUUUGUCACUGUUCCAGCUGUCAUCUUUAAACACAUCGAGGGCUGGACCACGCUGGAAGCAAUCUACUUUGUUGUCAUCACUCUCACCACAGUGGGGAUUGGCGACUACGUGGCGGGCGGAAACCGCAGGAUUGACUACAUGAAGUGGUACAAGCCUCUGGUGUGGUUCUGGAUCUUGGUGGGUUUGGCCUACUUUGCGGCUGUCCUCAGCAUGAUCGGAGACUGGCUUCGAGUGCUAUCCAAGAAGACCAAAGAAGAGGUUGGAGAGUUCAAAGCUCAUGCAGCUGAAUGGAAGGCGAAUGUACGAGCUGAGUUCCGGGAGACACGACGGCGCCUGAGCGUCGAGAUCCAUGACAAGCUCCAGAGGGCUGCCACCAUCCGGAGCAUGGAGCGCCGGCAGCUGGGUCUGGAGCAGCGGGCCCACUCUUUGGACAUGUUGUCGCCUGAGAAGAGGGCUGUUUUUGCCAGCUUAGAUGCUGGCCGCUUCAAGACCUCGUCCCAGGAAAGCAUCGACACUAAACUGAACAACCUGCGGCUGAAGGGCGCCUGUGAGUCCUACGAGCACCGUGGCGGUGCGCAGAUGGCGCAAACAGCAUCCUCAUCAGAAGAAAACCUCUUCAACAUCCGCUUCGGCUCACUCACUAAGCUGGCCAGGCGCAGUAAAAACCGCGACAUCCGGAGGAACAUCUCCGGGGACACUCGACGGGCCAGUGUCGGCGUUAGUAACGGGAACACCCCGGUUGAUGAAGAGCGGGGAGAGGCAGGCGAAGAAGAUGGUGAGCUGGAGGAGGAAAACCGGGAAAUGAAAGAGAGGAACACCAGUUUGACAAACCUGUCACAGUACUCUAUGGAGCGCGCCAAGUUGAAUGGGUGCAUACCAGAACUGUCUACACACCAGAACCAUUAGGUUUUCUCUCAAGAAACGCAAAAGACGAAGAGGUAGACUCUGUCCGUAGGAGCCUACUCAUACCCCUUGAGGUACAGUUUGAAAGAAUUGUACCCCCAUUGGGAUGAUUUUUGGACUUAAAGGAGGGCUCCUACCUGAACAGAUGCAAAAACAGAACCGUCCAAAAUCAGAGUGGUGAGCUGUUUGCUGGAGAACCUCUUCAGACAGAGGCAUACAAACUAUCAUUUUAACUCCACCUUUCACUCUGAGGUACAAUUUCAAAGAAUAGUAUCCUGCUGGAGAAAUUUCUGGACUCUGAGGAGCACUCCCAGGCCAACAGGCACAUACAGAAACCAUCCAAAACCAAAACGAUUACCUGUUCUGUAAAGAAGCUUAUCAGACGGAGGGACAUAGAUCGGCUGAAUGAACCCACUCCUGCCCCUUGAGGUACAUUUAAAAAUAUUUUCCCCACUGGUCUGGACUCCAAGGAGAGCUCCAAGGUCAACGUUUACAGUACCGAACUGUCAAUAAACUGAUCAAUUAGCUGCUUUCUGGAGAAACUCAUUAGACAGAGAGGUAAAACCUUUCAUAAGGAGUCCAUUCCUGCCCCUCAAAAUAUAAAAGAAAGAAUUGUACCCAUUUACCUGGGCCAAAACCUACACAAGUUCCCAAAGUUGAGUAAGAGUCACAGGUACAAAAAAAAAUAUUUUGAGUG